AUGAAGUUCACCGCCGAGUUCACAAUCCUCACCCUGGCCAUGGGCGUCUUCGCCGAGCCCGCCACCAAGGUCGUCGCCGAGCGUGACCUGGCCACCAUCCAGAACGUCAUCACAAAUGUCGGCAACUCCCUCAAGGAUCUCAACAAGGCCGUCGACGGUUUCAACGGCGAUCUCUCCCCCCUAGCCACCGCCGCGGGAGGCUUCGGCAAUGUCUUGAGUCAGGGCACACAGCAGGUCAUGGGCACGAGCGAGAUCACGCUCAACGAGGCACUGCAGCUUCAGCAGUUCGUCUCGGGUCUCCAGAGCGACGGCAACGCCCUCACCAAGAACCUCGAGAAGAAGAAGCCCGAGUUCGAGAAGGCCAACCUGUGCGGCGUCAUCUCCUCACAAGUCGGCACCGUCGGCGACAAUGCGAAGAAGCUCAUUGAUGCCAUCGUUUCCAAGGUGCCCCAGAGCGUCCAGUCUGUCGCCAGCCAGCUUGCCGGCGGCUUCUCCUCGACCUUGUCCUCGACCCAGGCCAGCUUUGCCGAAGGCAACUGCACCAACGCCAACAGUGCCGGCAACGCCCUCCAGCCCCCUACUGCCGGUUCCAACGCCGUCUACGCCAGCCUCGGCUCCGUUGCCGCCGCGGCGUUUGCUGCCCUGUUGUUGUAA
Colletotrichum spaethianum is the source of this 654-nucleotide messenger RNA. RefSeq names its product cell wall mannoprotein 1. NCBI's taxonomy places the organism in Eukaryota, Fungi, Ascomycota, Sordariomycetes, Glomerellales, Glomerellaceae. The transcript has 2 exons. The coding region runs from base 1 to 654 and encodes 217 amino acids. Gene Ontology annotation, cellular component: extracellular region. The record is from RefSeq and is a predicted model, not a curated record.